UUAUUUUGAGUGUCAUGAAGAGCUUGUAUGACUUGGGGAAAAUGCAUAACAGUCAUGUUACUUUUAAGAAACUUUUCCAAUUGGCGUUAUUCUGGCAGGCCUGCCUGUGACGAACCAACUGGCCUUCAGUUGCCUAUACAUUCCUUCACAAUCUUGAUGAUGGCGCCCACAUCGGAGCCACUUUGUGACCGUGAAACCUGUCCACAGCAGAUCGUCUCUCUCUUAUCACUUUGUUUGCACAACAAGGUAUGGGGUGUAACUUGAAGCUCUCCUGUGUCUUUAGCUCAUGUCAAAUUAGAAUACCAGUGUUUAUGCUCAUUGGCUACUGAAGAAGUGGCAGUUUAUGCUCAUUGGUCCCUGGAGAUGUGUUUCCAUGCCUUAAAAUGAGCCAAUGGGCAACGCUUUUCGAUUUGUCACACCAGAUGCUCACCCACGUGCACAAGUCUGUGUGAAUAAAGUCAAUGAACUGUUGAGUAAAGACCGUAGUCUGACAGCGAGCUACUGAGGACGUAUGAUUUCAUUGACAGUUUGGUGUCUCAAACGGGUUCCCAGGAUCUGGAACAACGGGAGAGACUCAACAACCCAAGACAGCAGGUUGCACUGAAUGUGUCCUGGACAAGGUUGCUCGUCCAUCAGUUGCAUCCUCAUGGAGAAAACCUCUUUAAAGAAAUGUAUUUUUCUAUCAUUAAUAUUUUUUGUAGUGACAGGGAUAAACUUUACAAACUAUCCUACUACGAAAUGGCAUUUUUGGAGAAGUAAGUUGCAUCCAUCCACCCUUCAUCCCACAGCUGAUCUGAGUCAUCACUCUGCAGCAAACUUGACUGAGCAAAAUAUAACGCCGAUUAAGGACACAAAGCAUUUCCUGGUCUCUGCCUACAAAGAUCACAGGAUUGAUGGAACCAUUCGUAUCAUUACCAUAUUUAGGAGGGAUGAUGUCAGAAGACUUUAUUGCAUCAUUGGUUGUGCUCAACAAGGAUAUUUAGUUACAGCAGCAGAGAUCGACAUACACAGUGAUCAUUUUGGGUUCCCUUACCAGACCACAGACCUGCUGUGUAAAACUGAACCAAAGUGUGAUCCUACAAAUGUCACUAUCAGUAAUUUUCUGUACAGCUUAGACAUUCCAGAUAUGAUCUUCCUUCCCAUACAAAACAGAGAAAGGAAAGAGCACAACUUCAAACACAAUUUCACUGUCUGCAUCUCCAACCUCUUUGGAACUUAUAACAAUGUACUGCAGUUUGUGCAGACCAUAGAAGUGUACAAGCUCCUGGGCAUAGAGAAAGUGGUCAUCUAUAACACCAGCUGUGGUCCAGACCUCGAUAAGGUUCUGCAGUACUACAGGGAGGAGGGUACACUUGAAAUCCACCAAUGGCCAAUAGAUCAGUUCCUCAAUCCCUCCAAAGGCUGGAAAUUCCAAAGGGACAAAGGUGACCUCCAUUACUAUGGGCAGUUAACUACUCUGAACGACUGUAUCUACAGAAACAUGUACAGAUCCAAGUAUCUUCUGCUGAACGACAUUGAUGAAAUAAUUAUGCCUUAUCAGCACGCUACACUGGAGCAUCUCCUGGAGGACCUGCAAAGGCAAAACCCCACAGUAGGAGUCUUUAUAAUCCAGAAUCGUUUCUUCCCUAAAACCGUUUUUGGUGAUGAGGGCAGGUUCAGUUUCCCACGAUGGAAAAUAGUUCCAGGAGUAAACAUUUUGGAACACAUCUACCGGGAACCUGUCAAGAAAGAUGUUUACAACCCCAGCAAGAUAAUCAUGAACCCAAGGCAAGUAGUGCAGACAUCAGUGCAUUCAGUGCUGAAGAAUUACGGAGACACAUUGAGAGUUCCACCUGAUGUGUGCAGCGUUGUGCAUGUCAAAGAUCGGCUGCAAAGGCGUCUCAGCAAAGAACAACUGAUUGUGGAUAAAAAGCUAUGGGAGUAUCAGAAGGACCUUGUGCCAAAUGUUGACCAUGUGUUAAAUACAUUAGGGAUCUAUGAGAGAAUCAUUAAGUAUGCAUACCAAAAGGAUACGCCCCUGCAAGAAACCAGCCAGCUGAUCAAAGUUGGCAAGCCUUAGCUCUACAUAUGUUUUUAAUAAGUUAAUUGUAUUUAUGUUUGAAUA
Messenger RNA from Brienomyrus brachyistius, 2104 nucleotides. Its product is annotated as beta-1,4-galactosyltransferase galt-1-like. The record is from RefSeq and is a predicted model, not a curated record. The coding region runs from base 605 to 2059 and encodes 484 amino acids. The transcript has 3 exons. Lineage: Eukaryota; Metazoa; Chordata; Actinopteri; Osteoglossiformes; Mormyridae.